Messenger RNA from Zonotrichia albicollis (white-throated sparrow), 3701 nucleotides. NCBI's taxonomy places the organism in Eukaryota, Metazoa, Chordata, Aves, Passeriformes, Passerellidae. The record is from RefSeq and is a predicted model, not a curated record.
AUUUAUUUCAAAAAUAGAAGAAGUACUGAAUGACUGGAAACUUAUUGGGAUUUCUUCAGGCAAACCUCUAGAGAAGGGUAUAUUUACCACAGGAACAUGGGAAGAGAAAUCAGAUGAAAUUUCAUUUGCAGACUUCAAAUUCUCAGUUACCCAUCAUUAUCUUGUACAAGAGCCCAGUGACAAAGAUGGGAAAGAAGAGCUGGGAGAAGAUGCCCUUCCUCUGCCAAUGCAGGACUUGCUGUGCAUGAACAAUGACUUUCCUCCUCGAGCCCACUGUCUGGUGAGAUGGUACGGCCUACGUGAGUUUGUGGUUAUUGCUCCGGCUGCGAAUAACGAUGCUGUUAUCAGUGAAUCCAAGUGCAACCUCUUGCUGAGCUCCAUUUCCAUUGCACUGGGCAACACUGGCUGUCAGGUGCCCCUGUUCGUGCAGAUCCACCACAAGUGGCGCCGGAUGUACGUGGGCGAGUGCCAGGGCCCGGGCGUGCGCACCGACUUCGAGAUGGUUCAUCUGCGCAAGGUGCCCGGCCAGUACACCCACCUGUCGGGGCUGCUGGACAUCUUCAAAACCAAGAUUGGCUGCCCUUUAACACCUCUGCCUCCAGUGAGCAUGGCUAUUCGCCUGACCUUUGUGCUCCAGGACUGGCAGCAGUACUUCUGGCCACAGCAGCCACCAGAUAUAGAUGCUCUAGUUGGGGGAGAAGUUGGAGGCCUGGAAUUUGGGAAGUUACCAUUUGGUGCUUGUGAAGAUCCUAUUAGUGAGCUGCAUUUAGCUACAACAUGGCCUCACCUUGCAGAAGGGAUAAUUGUUGACAACGAUGUUUAUUCCGACCUGGAUCCACUUCAAGCACCCCAGUGGUCUGUGAGAGUUAGAAAAGCAGAUAACCCUCAGUGUCUAUUGGGGGAUUUCCUUACUGAGUUCUUCAAGCUGUGCCGGCGGAAGGAGUCAACAGAUGAGAUCCUUGGAAGGUCUGCAUUUGAUGAGGAAGGAAAAGAGGUUGCUGAUAUCACCCACGCGCUGUCAAAGCUCACAGAGCCAGCACCAGUCCCAAUCCCCAAACUGUCAGUCACAAACAUGGUUCACAGUGCCAAGAAGAAGAUCCGCAAGCACAGAGGUGUGGAUGAGUCUCCUCUGAACAAUGAGGUGCUCAACACCAUUCUCCUGUUCUUAUUUCCUGAUGCUGCUGACAAACUUGGAGAUGUAUUUGAAAACAGAGCCAGCACUUCAGCAGGAAACAAUCCUCCUCCAGAGAAUGAAGAUUAUAAUCUCUUCAGCCAGUUUAAGUCUGCUCCAUCUGACAGUCUGACAUACAAAUUAGCUUUAUGUCUUUGUAUGAUAAACUUCUACCAUGGAGGAGUCAAAGGAGUGGCACAUCUUUGGCAAGAGUUUGUGCUGGAAAUGCGUUACAGAUGGGAGAACAACUACCUUAUCCCAGGAUUAGCUAAUGGCGCUCCAGAUCUCAGAUGUUGUUUACUGCACCAGAAACUCCAGAUGCUAAAUUGUUGCAUUGAAAGGAAGAAAGCAAGAGAUGAGGGGAAAAGGGGGAGCAUGUCUGAUCGUUCUCCUGGUGGUGCUUCUGGUGACGGUGCCAAAGGAGGAGAGCACUCUGGAGAGAACCCUGACAAGGAAAAAGAAUUUGGCAAGUCUUGGGAAUCUUGGAGUGACAGUGAAGAGGAGUUUUUUGAAUGCCUUAGUGACACAGAAGAUCUUAAAGGAAAUGGACAGGAAAAUGGCAAGAAAGGAGCAAAAGAGUCUGUAAACUUAAAACCAGAAGGUCGUUUGCACCCACAUGGAAAACUGAUGCUGCUGCACCCAGGAGAGCCUCUCUACGUUCCCAUAACGCAGGAGCCGGCCCCCAUGACCGAGGACCUGCUGGAGGAGCAGUCGGAGGUGCUGGCCAAGCUGGGCACGUCGGCGGAGGGCGCUCACCUGCGGGCGCGCAUGCAGAGCGCCUGCCUGCUCUCGGACAUGGAGUCCUUCAAGGCAGCUAACCCUGGCUGUUGCCUGGAGGACUUUGUGAGGUGGUACUCACCCCGGGACUACAUCGAGGAGGAGGUGAUUGAUGAGAAGGGGAACAAAGUCAUCAGGGGCGAGCUGAGCGCCCGCAUGAAGAUCCCCAGCAACAUGUGGGUGGAGGCCUGGGAGACAGCAAAGCCAGUCCCAGCACGGAGGCAGAAGAGGCUUUUUGAUGACACCAGGGAGGCUGAGAAGGUACUUCAUUACCUUGCAGUUCAGAAACCAGCUGACCUUGCAAGGCAUCUCCUGCCUUGCAUCAUCCAUGCAGCUGUACUCAAGGUAAAGGAGGAAGAAGCAGUAGAAGAUAUAUCUUCAGUUAAGAAGAUUAUCAAGCAGAUAAUAUCCCAUUCCAGCAAAGUGCUACGGUUUCCCAGUCCAGAGGACAAGAAGUUGGAAGAAAUCAUUGCUCAGAUUAUGAGUGUGGAAGCCAUCAUUGCCAGGGCAAGGUCUCUCAAAGCAAAAUUUGGGGUAGAGAAAUGUGAAAAUGAAGAGGAGAAAGAAGAUCUACAAAGAUUUGUAAACAGUCUCCUGGAGCAGCCAGAAGUGUCAGUGGUUGGUGCAGGAAGAGGACCUGCUGGCAGCAUCAUUCACAAGCUGUUUGUGAAUGCUCAGAGGCUGACUGAAUCUUCUGAUGAGGUGCCCGCGCCGCUGGAGGAGGAGCUGCGGCGCUCGGGCUGUCCGGAGGAGCGCAGGCAGGGCGUGCAGUCGGAGUUUCCCCCGCCCGCGGGCCGGGAGGUGAUCCUGCGCGCCUCGGUGCCCCGGCCCGCCCCCUACUCCAAGGCGCUGCCGCAGCGCAUGUACAGCGUGCUGACCCGCGAGGAUUUCCGCCUGGCCGGCGCCUUCUCGGCCGACACCACCUUCUUCUGACGCGGCCGCGCCGGACUCGCUGCUGCGGAGCUGCUCCCAAGGACUUGGUUCGGCCGCCACAGCUCAGCUCCGAGGUUUGGAAUGGCUGCAGGAGUGGUUUCAAACUCUCUGUCCCAAGGGAGCAUCUCUUCCUUUCCUUGCAUUAGCUUAAUUACGGACCUGAAUGGGCUGUGUGCAAAUAUUCAUGUUGAAAUUGAUGCAGAAUGUGCUGCUUUACACUUCAGGAUCAGACUUUAUCAAGUGACGUUAGUCUACUUAAAUCGAUAUAUAUAAAAACAUUAAGUAAUUUAUAUUUAUUACUAAUCAUAAUCACAGAGCCCAGUAUUUUUUGGUUAAUCACUGUUUCAAGUGCUUCUGAAAUAUCCUUAUUUUUAUUUAAAGUGUACAGUUCAUACUCUAGUUUGUGCUAAAGUCUCCUGGUUGUCCAGAUCUCUUCACUUCUCCCAGAAGACAGAACUAAGUGGACAGUGAGUCUGACUGACAGCCUGCAGUGCAUCACUGAGGUGAGGGAUACUCUGUAUCCUUCCCUUGGUGCAAGGGCCAAAGCUGGAUGGCAGUGACACCCCGGACGUGUUUCACUGUGAGCAACUCCCUGGUGUUCACCCAGGCUAUUUGUCUGCACUCCCUGUCAUCCAUGGGACAGGAGGGGACAGCUCUGUCACCUCUGGCCCCUCACCCCACCUGUGCCAAUGUUGCUUUACAGUGACCUUCAUCUGUCUGAAUGAGAAUCAGCAGAUCAGCGUUACUUUACAGAUGUACAAACAGCUACAGUAUUGUGAACAUCACUCAAUAAAUAUGAACGUGCUGUUGGCUCUCAGUA